Messenger RNA from Paramecium sonneborni, 1105 nucleotides. The record is from the annotation of a GenBank genome assembly. Lineage: Eukaryota; Ciliophora; Oligohymenophorea; Peniculida; Parameciidae.
AUGAUUUCACAUCCUCUUCCUGAAAGAGUAUUAUAAACACCUUUACAUCAAUUGCCUUAUAUAGUUAGUCAAAUCAAUAGUCAAAUUCAUAAAACAUCACAUGAUAUGACUAAAUAUUUAGAAGAAAAUAUUCAUGUAUGCAUGGAAUAGCAUAAUAAGAAAAUUUAACUACGUAAAUAAAUCUAUAAUACAAAUGAUUAAUAUAAAAUUUUGGAAAAUAUUGGAGCCUAAUUAUUAAUAGCAAUUGCCAAUUUAAAGAGAGAAUCUAUUCCAUAAGAUAAUUAACCUCAAGAUUGUGAGGAAAAAUUAAUGAAUGCAAUUAAAAAUUAAAACUAUGAUGAAAUGAUUAAAAUUUUUUAAAUUAUCAAAGAUGAAGCUCUUUUAAUUAAGUGUGCAAAAAUUGCUGCAAAUUUAUUAGCCACACCAACCAAAAAUUUAAAAAAUAAAAUCAAAUAAUUUCUUGAACUUAUUGCUAAUCAUCCACUUAUUCCAUCUAAUAUAAAAGAUGAAAUUAUUGAAGUUUGUAUAAAAGUUUGCUUAUAAAAAUGUUUUAAAAUGUAUUUUCAAUAAAAUGUAUGGAAUACUAAUAAAAAUUAAGCCACCUAUUACUCAGAUAUUAUACAACUUUAUUAAAAAAGGUAUAAAUAUAUUAUCAUCUAGUUUUAAUUGCACUUUUAAACUUUUAUCAGUAUUUAAUUUACCAAACUAUCAUUAAGCACAUAUAGCUAAUAAUAUUUUUCAAAAGUUUAACUAAAAUGUAUUAAAUCAUCUAGUUACCCAUAACAACAGAGAGAAAUCUAUUUCUGUCAUUUUAAAUUUUAAAGAAGUUUAACCAAAUAAUUUAUUUUAUCAUUUGACUAACAUUUAUUGUAAAAAUCAAUUAAUUCCUAUUUUGAAAUAAGAAUUACAAAAGAAAACUUAAUUGCUUAUAAUCAGAAAUCUUUAAGUAAAAUAAGAUUAAUAACUUUUCACAAUUUUUAAUAAAAAAGACCCUUAAUUGAUUUUAGAAUGGUGCAAACAGAAUAAAUAAAUUAAUUAUAAUUUUAAUUUAUUUUAAGCUUUAUUUGAUAGCGAAAUUUAAUUAUCAAUUGAUAUGUUUAUGUGA